AUGGCUGAUGAAGCUGGUCGUAUACUUCUCAAGUGUUUGAGCAAAGGUGGGAGGAAACUUCGGAGGGAGAUGGUGGUGCACAUGAACAAGGAUGAUAUCCAAGAGGAACGCAUCAUGGUACAGGGCGGUGAUAUCCGUCAACGGGGAAACCAGUGGUUGCGAAAAGCUUGGCAAAAGUCAGGUGUCACCCGUGUCCCACGCGAAGCGGAGUUUAGAAAGAUUGUGAGGAGUCUGGCUAGCCAGUACAACCUAUGCCCUGGGUUGGAUGAUGAAGCCAAACAAGCUUGGAUCAGGGAAGAGGCUGCCAAAUGCCAUCGGGUGGUCAUCCGACACAAAAAGGUGGGAGGUCGACCCAGCUCAGCAAGCACAAAAUCAGCGCAGGGUCUUUUGUUGAUCAAGCUGACACGCAACCUCCCUUGCUGUCGGGCUUGGAUGAUGAAGCUAUGCUAG
Durusdinium trenchii is the source of this 450-nucleotide messenger RNA. The record is from the annotation of a GenBank genome assembly. Lineage: Eukaryota; Dinophyceae; Suessiales; Symbiodiniaceae.